GCCCUGGACGGGGCCAAAGCGGACGGGCUGGGCGGCAAGGGCGAGCCGGGCGGCGGGCCCGGGGAGCUGGCGCCCGUCGGGCCGGACGAGAAGGAGAAGGGCGCCGGCGCCGGGGGGGAGGAGAAGAAGGGGGCGGGCGAGGGCGGCAAGGACGGGGAGGGGGGCAAGGAGGGCGAGAAGAAGAACGGCAAGUACGAGAAGCCGCCGUUCAGCUAUAACGCGCUCAUCAUGAUGGCCAUCCGGCAGAGCCCGGAGAAGCGGCUCACGCUCAACGGUAUCUACGAGUUCAUCAUGAAGAACUUCCCCUACUACCGCGAGAACAAGCAGGGCUGGCAGAACUCCAUCCGCCACAACCUGUCCCUCAACAAGUGCUUCGUGAAGGUGCCCCGCCACUACGACGACCCGGGCAAGGGCAACUACUGGAUGCUGGACCCGUCGAGCGACGACGUGUUCAUCGGCGGCACCACCGGCAAGCUGCGGCGCCGCUCCACCACGUCGCGGGCCAAGCUGGCCUUCAAACGCGGGGCGCGCCUCACCUCCACCGGCCUCACCUUCAUGGACCGCGCCGGCUCCCUCUACUGGCCCAUGUCGCCCUUCCUGUCCCUGCACCACCCCCGCGCCAGCAGCACUUUGAGUUACAACGGCACCACGUCGGCCUACCCCAGCCACCCCAUGCCCUACAGCUCCGUGUUGACUCAGAACUCACUGGGCAACAACCACUCCUUUUCCACGGCCAACGGCCUGAGCGUGGACCGGCUGGUCAACGGGGAGAUCCCGUACGCCACGCACCACCUCACGGCCGCCGCGCUCGCGGCCUCGGUGCCCUGCGGCCUGUCGGUGCCCUGCUCCGGGACCUACUCCCUCAACCCUUGCUCCGUCAACCUGCUCGCGGGCCAGACCAGUUACUUUUUCCCCCACGUCCCGCACCCGUCAAUGACUUCGCAGAGCAGCACGUCCAUGAGCGCCCGGGCCGCGUCCUCCUCCACAUCUCCGCAGGCCCCCUCGACCCUGCCCUAUAACCUGCCCCCGACACCACUGCAGCUUCUGCCAGACAGAUGGAACUCUCCAACGUGAAAAUCUGUGCAGCCAUUCCAACAAGCAGGACUGCCUGGUGUUGGCCGAAGGAUGCUGAAGGAAAAGAUGUAAGGACUGGGACACUCUAACCCCAAGAUUGGAUGAAGAUUCAUUUCAGUCUGAAAUGUGUUUCAUGGCUGCAAUCGGGCAUUCCUCUGAUUUCUUGUUUCACGGGUUCGAUGGAU
Molecule: messenger RNA, 1259 nt
Organism: Suricata suricatta (meerkat)
Lineage: Eukaryota; Metazoa; Chordata; Mammalia; Carnivora; Herpestidae
Gene: FOXG1
Product: forkhead box G1
Exons: 4
Biological process (GO): regulation of transcription by RNA polymerase II
Cellular component (GO): nucleus
Molecular function (GO): DNA-binding transcription factor activity; sequence-specific double-stranded DNA binding
Source: RefSeq, a predicted model, not a curated record